Molecule: messenger RNA, 2028 nt
Organism: Cryphonectria parasitica EP155
Lineage: Eukaryota; Fungi; Ascomycota; Sordariomycetes; Diaporthales; Cryphonectriaceae
Exons: 2
Coding region: 1-2028 (675 amino acids)
Biological process (GO): nucleoside diphosphate catabolic process
Cellular component (GO): membrane
Molecular function (GO): nucleoside diphosphate phosphatase activity
Source: RefSeq, a predicted model, not a curated record
AUGGGCAAGAAAUGGAGAUGGGGAGUCGUUCUCGAUGCUGGCUCUUCAGGGACUCGACUGCACAUAUACAAAUGGAAGGACCCCGCAAAGGCUAGAAAACAUGCUUUGGAGGAAGAACUGCACAGCCUGCCGAAACUGGUGACAGAGAAGAAAUGGACUAAGAAGAUCAAACCAGGCGUGUCGACAUUUGGGGAGAACCCAACAGCCGUUGGCGACGACCAUCUCAAGGGCCUCGUCGACCACGCCCUCGGCGUAAUUCCCAAGGACCAGAUCGAGGACACGCCCAUCUUUUUGAUGGCGACUGCUGGCAUGCGACUUCUCCCCAAGGUACAACAAUCGGCCUUGACACGCGAGAUCUGUUCCUACCUCAAAAGCACUACCGACUUCUCUCUGCCUGACUGCGACUUGCACAUUCAGAUCAUCCCGGGCGAGACAGAGGGACUGUAUGGUUGGAUAGCAUCGAAUUACCUGCUGGGCGGCUUCGACCACCCGGAGGAGCACAACCAUGGAAAAGGACACAACACCUACGGAUUUUUGGACAUGGGUGGCGCCUCGGCACAGAUCGCCUUCGCCCCGAAUGCGACAGAGGCUGCGAAGCAUGCCAACGACCUGAAGCUGUUGCGCAUGCGGACCCUGGACGGGCAGCGAUCCGAGUACAAAGUCUUCACAGCGACUUGGCUCGGAUUUGGCGUCAACCAGGCUCGCGAGUCUUAUGUCAAGAAGCUGAUCGAUACGUACGAUCCUGAUGCCCAAGAGAUCCCCGAUCCGUGCUUGCCCAAGGGUCUGCGUACCACGACGUCGGGUGAAUUACUGGAGCCUGGCCAUUCGACGGGCUUGACACUACUCGGGACCGGUGACUUUACCAGCUGCUUGAAGCAGACAUAUCCCCUACUUGGAAAGGACGCCCCCUGCUUGGAUGAGCCUUGUCUAUUAAACGGCCAACAUGUCCCCGCCAUCGAUUUUGAUGUCAAUCACUUCAUCGGAGUUUCCGAGUACUGGCAUACGACGCAUGGUGUCUUUGGCAAGGGCGACAUGGCUUACGACUUGAAGACGUAUCAGGGCAAGGUCGAGGAAUUUUGCACGAACAAUUGGGACACGAUCGUCAGCAAAGUGGACUCGGCAAAGAAAAAAGACAACGUCAAGGAAGCGCAGGAGGCAUGCUUCAAGGCUUCUUGGCUGAUCAACGUCAUGCACGAUGGCAUUGGCAUUCCGCGCUUGGGGCUCGAGCAGCCACCGAGUGUGAAUGCUUCAAAGGGUGCCCUAGAAGACGCGAAAGAGAAGGGCUUCCUGGACCCAUUCCAGCCAGUAGACAAGAUUGACGGCAUCGAGGUCAGUUGGACGCUGGGUCCGAUGGUUCUUUACGCCGCAGGUCAAAUCCCGCCCAGAUCUAGCGAUUACCUCCCCGUUGGGUUCGGCAGCAACACGCUGGAGGUCCCGGCCGACUUCAACUACGCAGGGUCUAAGUGGAAGGAGGAUGAUGACGACGAUGACUGGGACGAUACGCUGGAAGACCUGGUCGAUCAUGCAAAGCCGAGCAAGUUCUCGACCUUCUUGUUCUUCGUCUUGGUCCUGGCGGUUCUGGCCUACUUCCUCCGGAGGAAGGAACGUCGCAUGCGAUUGAUGAGCAAGAUCGACAGCUUCACUGGCCGAUCUAGGAAGCCCGGCAGUCCACGGAAACCAGCACGGGGGCUCGCCGGGCUUACGAACAAGCUUUUCGGCAGAUCCAUAGCCCAUUAUGAACGCAUCGCCGAAGAGGGCGAAGCGAGCCAAUUCGAAUUGGGCGACGUCGACUCAGACGAGAACGAUCACUCGGACGGGUCAGAGGAGUCGAGAUUUGGCCGGACAUCGGGGCUUGCCACUCCUAAGCUGAACGACCGAUUCGACACCAGCUCUGCGCUUGACAGGGAGGGGUUGUUUGUCCGCACAGAAAGCCGCGACUCGUUGAGGCUUCCACCAAGCAUGUCGAAUGCGGGAAGACGGUCUCGAACUGGUAGUCCCGCGAGAAAGAGCCCACUGGCGACAGCAUGA